This is a messenger RNA of Lineus longissimus, 1840 nucleotides long. Its product is annotated as eukaryotic translation initiation factor 2 subunit 1-like. The record is from RefSeq and is a predicted model, not a curated record. The coding region runs from base 169 to 1185 and encodes 338 amino acids. Gene Ontology annotation, cellular component: eukaryotic 48S preinitiation complex; eukaryotic translation initiation factor 2 complex. Gene Ontology annotation, molecular function: RNA binding; ribosome binding; translation initiation factor activity. Gene Ontology annotation, biological process: translational initiation. The transcript is spliced from 8 exons. NCBI's taxonomy places the organism in Eukaryota, Metazoa, Nemertea, Pilidiophora, Heteronemertea, Lineidae.
GGAACAUAGACCAAUUUGCCAGUCGAUGUGCAUGUGCGUGUAGGGUGCGAUAUUGUGCCGAAAAGUCUCUGAUUUCGUCAUCUAUUUCUGAAUAUUAUUGCGUAGAUAUAACGCAGAUAGCAUAUUUUAGUAAAGCUUGUGUAGAUUACUUGGUAAAGGUUUCCCAAGAUGCCAUUGUCGUGUCGAUAUUACGAGCAUAGGUACCCGGAGGCUGAUGAUGUGGUCAUGGUCAAUGUACGAUCCAUCGCUGAGAUGGGUGCUUAUGUUCACUUGCUUGAGUACAACAAUAUAGAAGGAAUGAUAUUGCUCAGUGAACUGUCUCGCCGACGUAUCCGGUCCAUCAAUAAGUUGAUCCGAGUUGGACGAAAUGAAUGUGUAGUUGUCAUCCGAGUCGACAAAGAUAAAGGUUAUAUUGAUUUGUCCAAGCGGCGUGUCUCGGCUGAAGAAGUAAACAAAUGUGGAGACAAGUACGCAAAAGCAAAGGCAGUGAACAGCAUCCUUCGACAUGUCGCAGAGCUCCUAAAUUACACUUCUAAUGAACAAUUAGAAAGCCUUUACAAGAAGACUGCGUGGCAUUUCGAUAAAAAACUCAACAAACCUGGGGCAUGUCACGAUAUAUUCAAACACGCUGUUGGCAAUCCUGAGCUUCUCGAUGAAUGUGAUAUUGAUGAAGAAACGAAGAGUGUUCUUCUUGACAACAUCAAAAGGAGGCUGACACCGCAAUCAGUAAAAGUGAGAGCAGAUAUCGAGGUAGCGUGUUACGGGUAUGAAGGUAUAGAUGCAGUGAAGGCUGCCCUCUGGAAAGGCCUCACAUUAACUAGUGAGGAAAUGCCUAUUAAGAUUUGUCUCAUAGCGCCACCUUUGUACGUUGUGACAACACAAACGAUAGAACGAGAGGAAGGUAUCGAGAAGUUGACUAAUGCUCUCGCUCUCAUAAAGGAGAGUAUCGAGGAGAGCACAGGAGUGUUCAAUGUCAAAAUGUCUCCUAAAGCUGUUACUGACACUGAGGAAGCAGAACUACAGAAACAAAUGGACCAAUUGGAGGAAGCGAAUCGGGAAAUCUCUGGGGACGAGGAUUCGGAGGAGGGUGAGGAUGAGGGCAUGGGUGCGGCAGUCAAUGAUGACGAGGAUGAGGAUGGGGAAAAGAAGGGCGACGAGGAGGAAGAGGGGGAGGAGGAAAAGUAGGUGGGCGACAACUGUCAUUAAAAGCGCCGUUCAAGGUCGCUAAAGCAGCACCUAGCGAGGUCGCAAGAAAGACAUUACAUAUAAGAGUAAUAAAGAAAACAUUGAAAUAAUCAUCAUGGGUUUGGCUUUAGAUUUAUAUCUAAUGAAAUAUUGUGUUAAGAGGAAUGUAUUCGGCCCAAACAGACUACACAUGAUGAUUUUAUUAUCAUGUUUUUCAACUUUUGUAUGGACUGACAUUGCUUUGUCUCUUUUCUUGUAGUGAGGCUGGGGGUGUCCAUGUGUUAAAUUUGAGCAGCAUGCGUAGUCUGUUUGGGCGAAAUAGAUGCUAUGUUGUAUAUCCUAUGCUUGUGUUCUUCUUCAAGAGUCACAAAUUUGAAUGGUUAGAAAAAAAUUCUGUUUUUGAGGACUUGCCUGAUCAUUGAUACUUGUACCAUAAACUGCUGUGGUAUUGAACAUGAACAUUUUCAGACCUGUCAGAUAAGUUUAAAAUGUGCUAUUUAAUUUCAACAAGUCCUCUUAUUUUGGAUAUCGGUGAUUUUGGGAACGGUACUUGCCCUCGGUCUCUUCAGGGGAUGAAUACAAUGGGAGAUAUUUAUGUCCGUUUUUUACUCACGAUGUGUAUGGGUAUUUGUUGAAUAAACAGUUCAACACCAUA